Messenger RNA from Tribolium castaneum (red flour beetle), 2030 nucleotides. Its product is annotated as facilitated trehalose transporter Tret1. Bases 432 to 1805 code for a protein of 457 amino acids. Gene Ontology annotation, molecular function: sugar transmembrane transporter activity. Gene Ontology annotation, biological process: transmembrane transport; carbohydrate transport. The record is from RefSeq and is a predicted model, not a curated record. NCBI's taxonomy places the organism in Eukaryota, Metazoa, Arthropoda, Insecta, Coleoptera, Tenebrionidae. Gene Ontology annotation, cellular component: membrane. The transcript is spliced from 2 exons.
AAAUUUUAGUCAUUUGUGUUACUCCAGUGAAAACAUCUGCCAAAAUCCAGUUGAAAUCUCUUUUCAAAAUCGUGUAAUUUGACACCAUGCACUUAUCGCUUGGUGUUCAAAAAUUCCGAUUGAAUGCCAUUUAAAACAAUACUAAAAUAAAUUCGAAGAUAAUUAUUUCGCCGAUAACAAUUCCACAAUUAUUGCUUCGCGUGGGUGCAUGAUCAUAAAGUGGCCUCGAGCAAAACCAUUCUCUCUGUUCAACAAAGCGCGAGUGCACUAUUACUAAGGGCCAAAACACGUGCAAAAUUUUUAAACCAAUGGUAAGCGAGAUAGUCAGUGUUUUGCAAAAAGAUAAAAUUAUUCAACAAUCAACUAUCAUGAUGGGAUGAUAAAAUUACGCUCAAUUCUCAAAACGUAAUUGUUACUAGAUUCUGUCGAAAAUGUUCAAAUCGUUAAGCUACACCUUGUUAACAGUCUUGACUGUGGACCUUUUGGCCACUUCUGGCGACAUCACAAUGACAUGGACCUCCCCAGUCCUACCAAAAUUGUACUCAAACGACUCCGAUACCAACCCUUUGGGCAAACCCAUCGACCCAGACAUCGAAUCCUGGAUUGCUUCCUUGAUAAAUAUUGGUGCCAUGGUCGGCCCGUUCCCAUAUGGGUUCAUUGCCGAGAGAUACGGACGCAAAGUUAGCCUUCUUUUGAUCGCAAUCCCGCACAUCAUCUCCUACGUAACCUUCGCAGUGUCGAAAACAGCCUAUUUGUAUUAUUUUGGCCGACUUUUGGGCGGUAUUGCCGUCGGUGGUGGUUACACAGUCCUUCCAAUGUACGUGGCAGAAGUGGCAGAAGACUCAAAUCGAGGGAUGUUAUCAGCGACUUUAAACAUCUUCUGGACUUUUGGAAAUUUACUCCCGUACACUUUGGGCCCCUACAUGUCCAUUUUUUGGUUCAAUAUUAUCCUAGCAUGUGUACCAACAUCCUUCUUCGUCCUGUUCUUCUUGAUAGCACCCGAAUCUCCGUAUUUUCUCAUCGGUAAAAACAAGAUGAAUCAAGCGGAAAAAUCUCUCCUCAAGUUACGAUCCAAUAACAAGAAGGUGGUAGAGAAUGAAAUCCGUUACAUCACGUCCGAAUUGGCCAAAAACGAGACACAAGGAACGUUUCUCAAUUUUUUCAAAACACAAAUCUACAUGAAGGGUUUAUUGAUUUCGUUAGUGUUGAUAAUUGCGCAGCAACUUUCUGGAAUUAACGCUAUUUUGUUCUACACUGAAGAAAUUUUCUCUGCGGCCGGCGCCAAUGGUUUAAGGCCCGAAAUCUCGAGCAUUAUUAUAGGUUUAGUGAUAUUUGUUUCAAGUUUUGGAACACCUUUCGUGGUCGAUAGACUCGGCCGAAAAUUUCUACUCCUAGUUUCACUUCUUGGAAUCUCUCUAUCACAUCUAGCUUUCGGCACCUAUUUCUAUCUCCAGACCUCCACAGAUUUAGACAUCAGUGGCAUUUCGUGGCUCCCUAUUACAAGCUUGGUGGUUUUCAUUGUGACGUUUAACACAGGUCUGGGUCCUCUACCAUGGACUGUUUCAGCAGAAUUAUUUCCAACAAGUGUCAAGCCUUAUGCUGCUUCCUUAGUUUCGUUUGCUUGUUGGACGACUUCCUUUUUCGUGACCAAGUUUUUCCUUGAUAUGAAAAAAAGUAUGGGCGAAGGAGAAACGUUUUGGUUGUAUGGGGGUUUUUGUUUUGCUGCAUGUUUGUUCACGUACGUUUUUGUCCCAGAAACUAAAGGGAAGAGCUUUCAAGAGAUACAGGAAAUGUUGGAAAGGUGAUUAAGUUUAAAGUGGCUGGAAAAAUUCCGCAGAACUGAUUGAAACGUGAUAACGGAAACAAUGCAAAACAAUACUAAAUGUGUAUAAUAAUCUAUAUUUAAGUCGAAAAAUCUUUCUUAAACGUGUUGAAAAACAUUUUUGUAAAUUGAAGAAAAAAUCUGGUAAAAUGUUAAUUCUGUGAUUGUAUUUUUUACAUCCAUAAAUAAAACAUGUGCACCAAAAUGA